AUGGCGCCUCUUGUCCCGUCGCAGGAGGAGCUGCAACGUCGCCGUAUCAUCGGCAUCAACGCAGAGACUGUCACUAACAUUCCUUCCACGGAUUUUCCCGGACAUUGGCCUGGGGAGUCGCACGGUUGGGCCCUUGAUCAAUUCAAGCAAGAUUUCAAGGUCGAAUAUCACCGCAAUGACCGGUACGAAGCCUCAUUCUCCCUCAUCGGGCUGGAUGCUGCUGUCGCCAAUGCCUUCCGCCGAAUUCUGAUGAACGAAAUCCCCACCCUGGCCAUCGAGACCGUCUACGUUCAUGAUAACACCUCCGUUAUUCAAGACGAGGUUCUUGCACAGCGUCUCGGUCUCAUCCCACUUACCGGUUCUGUGGAAGGAAUCAACUGGAUGCGCUGGGAGCAGAAGAUUCCCGGAGAUGAUGCUCCGGAAGUUGAGCUUACCGAUUUCAAUACCGUUGUUGGACAACUCAGUAUAGAGUGCACCCAGAACUUUGACGCCGCGAACAAUGAGACGGACGCUCGCAAACUUUACCACAAUGCCCACGUCUACGCCAAACACCUCAGCUUCGGCCCGGUGGGUCGCCAAAGUGAGUUUUUCGUCGAUGACGGUGCCAUUCGCCCCGUGCACCCCGACAUUCUGAUCGCCAAGCUGCGCCCCGGUCAAAGGAUCGAAAUGGAACUUCACUGUGUCAAGGGUAUUGGUGCCGACCACGCCAAGUUCUCUCCUGUUGCUACCGCCUCCUACCGUCUUUUGCCAGAUAUCAAGAUCCUGAGUCCCAUUAUCGGUGAGGACGCAAAGAAAUUCGCCAAGUGCUUUCCCAAGGGCGUCAUCGGCCUCGAGCCAAUCACUGCACAGGAGGCCGCUAAGGAAAGUGGUUACCAGGGACAUACAGGCGAGUUGAAGGCAGUCGUGAAAGAUGCUUUCAAUGAUACCGUUAGCCGCGAGUGUCUGCGCCAUGAGGAGUUCAAUGGUAAGGUGAAACUGGGUCGUGUGCGUGAUCAUUUCAUCUUCAACGUGGAGAGCACUGGUCAAUUUGAGAGCGAUACCCUCUUCCUUGAGUCCGUCAAGGUUCUGAAGCUUAAAUGCGCCCGGUGGAAGCGGGGUUUGAGUGAUCUGAUGGCUUAG
Penicillium angulare is the source of this 1119-nucleotide messenger RNA. RefSeq names its product DNA-directed RNA polymerase core subunit RPC40. Bases 1 to 1119 code for a protein of 372 amino acids. The record is from RefSeq and is a predicted model, not a curated record. Gene Ontology annotation, biological process: DNA-templated transcription. Gene Ontology annotation, molecular function: protein dimerization activity; DNA binding. Gene Ontology annotation, cellular component: RNA polymerase I complex; RNA polymerase III complex. NCBI's taxonomy places the organism in Eukaryota, Fungi, Ascomycota, Eurotiomycetes, Eurotiales, Aspergillaceae. The transcript has 3 exons.